Molecule: messenger RNA, 1147 nt
Organism: Anoplophora glabripennis (Asian longhorned beetle)
Lineage: Eukaryota; Metazoa; Arthropoda; Insecta; Coleoptera; Cerambycidae
Product: UBA-like domain-containing protein 2-A
Exons: 3
Coding region: 83-427 (114 amino acids)
Biological process (GO): mRNA transport
Cellular component (GO): nucleus
Molecular function (GO): protein binding
Source: RefSeq, a predicted model, not a curated record
ACAGGCUAGUAGAGUAAGUAGUUUUCAAAACAACUGUGAACGGUGUUGCUCGCAUAUUUCAGCGUUUUAAAAUCGUUUCGCAAUGGAUGCACCCUUACGGGAACAAGUUAUGAUAAAUCAAUUCGUGCUAGCAGCCGGAUGUGCCCGUGAACAAGCUAAACAGAUACUUCAAUCCGCACACUGGCAAUUCGAGACUGCUCUGAGCAUGUUUUUUCAAGAUGCAGCCCUCCCGACCUGUCCACCAGGUGCACAAGCUCACUUUGGACAGGUCAUGACUCCGUGCAACACACCGGCCACACCGCCCAACUUUCCCGACACGCUGCUCGCUUUCUCUAAACUGUCCGCCGGGAACGGGAACACCCCGACCCCGAACAACGGCGGCACCGCCCAGAUCCACCAUUCACCGCAACCAACCCAACAACGAUAAACGUUAGUGCACCCUAUCCUAAAGAACGCUCAGUGUUAAAGAGAACUAUAUGUAAUAAUUAUGAGACUAAACUAUCGCUAGUGAAAUUUGUUAAACAAAUUUGUUGUUUUUUUUUUACAGUGACAAACUAUUUAGUCAAAUGCAUUGUCUCAUUGCAAUAUUAGUGUUUGGAUAGAUUAUUUGUUAUUUAUAAAAGACUAUAUUAAUUUUUUUUGUACCUAUAGUACCUUUGUUAUGGAUGAUUUCGGAAAACUAAAUAUUUUCAGUCACGUAACGAUAUUCGAGGUAGACGGGGAAGUGGUACAGCAAACACCUUUACGUAAGCGUAAUGUAACGAAGUUAUAUUAAAAUUGUAGGGGUUCGUCGUGAUUUCUGGGUAAUUUUGUAUAAGUAUCGCGAUGAGGCGGGGAGAAAUUCCUCGGAGAAUGCCGAGAAACUACAUAUUCUGCUGAAAGUACUUAUAAUUACGUUUCGGUGACGGCUCGGGAAAAUGGAAGAUGUCGUAUCUCGAUAAUGAUGCUUGUGACCCGUACCAUUUUUUAGCUACGAGUCCCCAUUCAUUAUCAAAAUAAUGACCGCUAUAUUUUCCAAAAGCCGUCGCCAAAGAAUAUUGAACAGUGUAAAAUUGGAAAGAGUCGAACUAAAACUGAAUUUUUUUGUUAAAAAGUGUAACUUUUGUUAAUUGUGAUUCUGUGUAAACCAAUAAGAGAAUCCAAAUUA